UGAGCCUUAAUGUAGGCAAAUUGAUUAACGUAAUUACGUAGUGAGUCGCUACGCAACGCAACGUGUCCCUGUUGUGUUGACUGGGAAACCCCUAGCGCGGAGCUGCCAACGCCCGGCGUAAAGACACAAAUAGAGGAUACGAUCUUGAAUGAGUAGCAAAGACUGUAACACACAGCUAUGCAGACCAUUAAGUGUGUUGUAGUUGGUGAUGGUGCCGUGGGUAAAACCUGCCUGCUCAUUUCUUACACCACAAACAAGUUUCCCUCUGAAUAUGUACCUACGGUGUUUGAUAACUAUGCUGUAACUGUAAUGAUCGGAGGUGAGCCCUACACUCUGGGCUUGUUUGAUACAGCAGGUCAGGAAGAUUACGACAGGUUACGACCUCUGAGUUAUCCCCAGACAGAUGUCUUCCUUGUCUGUUUCUCUGUCGUGUCCCCAUCGUCCUUUGAAAAUGUCAAAGAAAAGUGGGUUCCCGAGAUCACCCACCACUGUCCAAAGACGCCUUUCCUUCUAGUUGGGACUCAGAUCGACUUGCGAGAUGAUCCCUCCACUAUAGAGAAGCUGGCUAAGAACAAGCAAAAGCCCAUUACUCCGGAGACAGCCGAGAAGCUGGCAAGAGAUCUCAAGGCUGUGAAAUAUGUGGAGUGCUCAGCCCUCACACAGAAAGGACUAAAGAAUGUGUUUGAUGAGGCGAUAUUGGCUGCAUUGGAGCCCCCAGAGCCCAAGAAGAAACGCAAAUGUGUGCUGCUAUGAGAGGCUCCUACCUUUCCAAAGCACACACCCCCUUCACUCACGCAUACACACACACACACACACACAGAAAUACACACGUCUUUAAAUACAUACAUCCCUGCCUCUCCCAAACCCCCCUCCCUUGCUCUGCUAAGGCUGCUUGACAGCAUUGUUUUCCUUGUGGAAGACUAGGAAGAAAACAGCCUACCAAGUUUCAGAUAAUUCUCUGCAAUAAUAACAACCAAGCUUCACCCCUGCGUCUGAGUUCGGGAUAAAACAUGAACGUGACAUGGCCAAGAAGCCGGUGAGGGCUCAGACAGGGAUCCAGAUACCAAGCAUACUCACAAGUAGAAAUCCCUCUGUCGAGCUUUGGAUAGCGGAUUUCAUCAGUUCAGUCAGUGUUGUGGCCUAAUCGAGUUCUAGCUGCCCAGCCGUGUAGUCGUCUUCAGCCAAUGUAAGGGUCUUGUGGACAUAAGCCCAACCCCAGCCCCUCC
Oreochromis aureus is the source of this 1226-nucleotide messenger RNA. It is a transcript of the gene cdc42, whose product is annotated as cell division cycle 42. The coding region runs from base 178 to 753 and encodes 191 amino acids. Gene Ontology annotation, biological process: small GTPase-mediated signal transduction; modification of synaptic structure. The transcript is spliced from 6 exons. Lineage: Eukaryota; Metazoa; Chordata; Actinopteri; Cichliformes; Cichlidae. Gene Ontology annotation, cellular component: dendritic spine. The record is from RefSeq and is a predicted model, not a curated record. Gene Ontology annotation, molecular function: GTP binding; GTPase activity.